AUGAGCGUCGUGACGGUGGUACUGGAUCCGUCUGCGCGGCUUCCGUUUGUGUCGCCGAUUGUACUGGUGAACGUCGCCGCAGAGCAUGGCGAUAAGGAUGCUAAAAUCGAUUACGAAGUGAACCAGGGCCCUGCUGUGACCCUCAAAGACGGCAAGAAGGUCGAAGGUGGCCUUGCCGUCCUGCAGGCCCUGACCGAGCUCUACGCCCCGAUCGGCCUUGCAGGCAGUGCCGAGAACCGUGCGGCGGUCGGCGCCUACCUUGAGCAGUCGGACAAACUCGCCGCGGCGCCGUUCCAGGAGGCGUCGCAGCAGGCUGACGAUCUCGACCAGCACCUCGCGCUGCGCACGUACCUGACCGGACACCAGGUCACGGCCGCGGACGUGGCGAUCUGGGGCGCGAUCCGCUCCUCGUCGCCGCUGCUUGGUAUCAUCAAGAAGCAGGCGCAUACGCACCUUGCGCGCUGGUACGCCCACCUCGAUGCACUCCCUGCCUUCUCCUCGGCUGUGACGGCGAUGGCGGAUGCCAAGAGCAACAUGUUCAAGCAGAAGAAGACCGCCGCUGGUUUCGACCUGUUCCUUAAGGGCGCGAAGCAGGGUGAGGUCGUGACGCGUUUCCCCCCGGAGCCGUCUGGCUACCUGCACGUCGGCCACGCCAAGGCCGCGAUUCUCAACCAGUACUUUGCGCAGGAGUACAAGGGUAAGCUCAUCGUCCGUUUCGACGACACGAACCCCAGCAAGGAGAAGCAGGAGUUUGAGGAUUCGAUCGUCGAGGACCUUGCGCUUCUCGGCAUCACGCCCGAUGCUGUUUCCCACACCUCGGACUUUUUCGAGACGCUCAAGGAGCUUGCGGUGCGCCUGAUCAAGGAGGGCAACGCCUACUGCGAUGACACGCUCCAGGAGGAGAUGCGCGCGCAGCGCAUGGACGGUCUGCCCAGCAAGCGCCGCGACGCCUCUGUCGAGGAGAACCUGGCGCGCUUUGAGGAGAUGGAGCGCGGCACACCCGAGGGAUGCAAGUGGUGCCUGCGUGCCAAGAUGAGCGUCGAUAACCCCAACAAGGCGAUGCGCGACCCAGUUAUUUACCGCUGCAACGUCGACACGCCCCACGCGCGCACCGGCACGCAGUGGAAGGUGUACCCCACCUACGACUUCUGCUGCCCUGUCGUGGACAGUCUCGAAGGCAUUACGCACGCGCUGCGUACGAACGAGUACCACGACCGCAACCCCCAGUAUGAGUGGUUCCUGGAGAAGCUGAACCUGCGCCAUGUGGACAUUUGGGACUAUGGUCGCCUGAACUUUGUGUACACGCUGCUGAGCAAGCGCAAGCUGCAGUGGUUCGUCGACAACGGCAUCGUGCCCGGCUGGGACGACCCCCGUUUCCCGACCGUGCGCGGUAUCCGCCGCCGUGGUAUGACGAUCGACUGUAUCCGCCAGUUUAUCCUGUCGCAGGGCCCCUCGCAGCAGAUCAUCAACAUGGAGUGGGACAAUAUCUGGGCGCUAAACAAGCGUCUAAUCGACCCCGUGGUGCCGCGCUAUGUCGCGCUCGACGAGGCGAAGCUUGUCAAGGCGUCGAUCGCCAACUGCCCUCCUGCGGAGGACAAGCAGGUGCCGAAGCACAAGAAGAACGCCGAGCUCGGCAUGAAGACCACCGUGUACGACAGCCAGAUCUUUAUCGAGCAGGCCGAUGCGGCCUCGUUCGACGUCAAUGAGGAGAUCACGCUCAUGGACUGGGGCAACGUCAUUGUGCGUGCCAAGCACCUCGCCGAGGACGGCUCGGUCUCCUCGCUCGACCUCGAGGCGAACCUCGACGGCGACUUUAAGGCGACCAAGAAGAAGGUGACGUGGCUCGCGCAGCCCAACGCGACGCACCACCUCACGCCGGUGACGCUCGAGGACUUUGACUACCUCAUCACCAAGAAGAAGCUCGAGGAAGAGGACAAGUUUACCGACUUCCUCUCGCCCCAGACGCGCUUCACCACCCUUGCACUGGCAGACGCGAAUGUCGCCGAGCUCAAGGAGGGCGACGCGAUGCAGUUCGAGCGCAAGGGCUACUACAUCCUCGACAAGGUCCAAGGCGCGGACGGCCGCCGCGAGUUUAUCCGCAUUCCCGACGGCCGCGCAGCCUCGAGCGCGAGCAAGGCUGCCCCGGACGAGAAUCCGGCGGAGAAGAAGGCCGCCGCGGCCGCCGCGCGUGCCCAAAAGGCCGCCGAGAAGGCGGAGAAGGCCAAGCAAAAGGAGGCGAAAAAGGCGGGCAAGAAGACCGCUGGUGCCGACCCUGUGCAGAACCUUCUCGAGGAGGGCGCCAAGAAGGUCAACAUGUACUCGCUCCCGAACAUUAAUGAGCCGGUGGACACCAACCCGCAGACCAAAAUGUACCGCGUCAAGCCGAUUAUGUAG
Molecule: messenger RNA, 2394 nt
Organism: Malassezia japonica
Lineage: Eukaryota; Fungi; Basidiomycota; Malasseziomycetes; Malasseziales; Malasseziaceae
Gene: GUS1
Product: glutamate--tRNA ligase
Exons: 2
Coding region: 1-2394 (797 amino acids)
Biological process (GO): translation; glutamyl-tRNA aminoacylation
Cellular component (GO): methionyl glutamyl tRNA synthetase complex; cytoplasm; cytosol
Molecular function (GO): ATP binding; glutamate-tRNA ligase activity
Source: RefSeq, a predicted model, not a curated record